GGUCACGCUAACUACGAGUCUUGACUACGUAGUCCGCACCUAUUAACAUGGCUCGACAGAAGAGAGUCAAAAACCAACUAACUGCACAACAACAAAAGGUCUUAAAGAAACUUAGAACCAGGGAAGAUAUAUUGAUAGUCUCUGCGAACAAAGGAUGCACUACAGUAAUUAUGGACAAGGAAGAAUAUAUCAGGAAAGCAGAGGAGCUACUUGCUGACAGAAGCGUCUAUAAACCAAUCGACACACCCAAUAAAAAUGUUGGACAACCAAAUCUUAAGGACCCUACACAAGCUUGUCAAAGCAGGACAAAUAUCAAAACAAAACCAACAGAGAAUGAAAUCCGAUGGACCAGUAAUUCUACGGUAGGCCGGAACUACAAAAACACAAAAUUCCACUACAUCCAACUGUAUCCCUCCCUGGAACGUCAACAUACAACUUAUCAAGAGAAAUUUGAUGACUAUCUUCCGGAAGAACUGCCAUCUACACGAUGGCUUUAAAAAAUAUCAACCGAAACCAUCAGCAGGAGUAAAAUAAGUGCAGGGACCAAUAAACUGAUCAUCCUACCAUAAAUAAAUAACAAUCGGAAAUUUCAGAAAGAUUACUGAAGCCGUUUGGAAUAGGUGUACCACACACACCGACAAAAUCACUUAAAGCAAUCGCAUUCAAACCAAGGAAAAAACGACAAAGGAAGAAAAACCA
This is a messenger RNA of Schistosoma turkestanicum, 699 nucleotides long. The record is from the annotation of a GenBank genome assembly. Lineage: Eukaryota; Metazoa; Platyhelminthes; Trematoda; Strigeidida; Schistosomatidae.